AUGGACUUGAUAAAUAAGAUUGAAAUAGUGACGACCAGGCUGAAUGAGAAAGCAGACGAACCCGAGGGACUUGUAGAUGACUGGCAAGAUGCCGCUGGCCGGUUCGGAAUAUGGACAAGCGCAAUGGGUGCCGGCAUUGCUGGUUCGUCAAGACCUCAGAAGCUCGUCUCAAGACUCAACAUGUCUUCCCACUUGGUAACCGCAGUCAAGACUCUUCUGGAUGGACUUAUAGAGCUGCUGACAGAUGCUUCCCUGGCUGGUUUCGACUCUGACGAUAUGAAUCUUGGGUUGAAGCUGACACAGUCGCUCGCCCCGGAGUACAAUUUAUUGGAUCUCGUCAACCACAUCCUUAAUGGACUUCACGCUAUGACACCGGCUUUGCUCAACCCUGCACCUCAUGAUGCCAUCACGAGUUCCAAAUACUCGCACAUUGCAUUGACACAGGGAGCGGACGCCAAGCACCUGGAAGAGAAAUACCCAGAGGCACCUAUCUCACUCCGGCAAAGACUUGGACGCUUGAAUUGGCACAGAAGAAUUUUGCGAGCCUGUGCAAAGAUGCACAAGGAGUCUGCUUCGUCCAGUCAAGAAGACGUCGCUGACCCGAGGGUGGAAUAUGCUGUCUCCGAAGCUCCAAUACCAUCUCAAACGCGACCGCCUGCAUCGAUAGCUCCAACCUCCGUAAUGCCCGCCGACUCCAUGGCACCUACACAAACCAAUGUCAGCACGGAGCCUUCUACGCUUUCCUCUUCGCAAUCUGUUUUCGACGCACCUCGGCGUGGGAACGAUUCGCAGAGCUCUAUUGAGUCUAUGUCGUCGUAUGCAGCUACAGUGCGUCCGCAAGAUGAAAAGCAUUUACCUUGUCCAGUGCCUCCACCAAGCUGCCUCGAGGGACAGCCAUUUGAUUGUGAGAUCUGCUAUCGACGGAUCACCAAUGUCAAAGGUAAUCGGAAGUGGAAGCAGCAUAUUAUGCAGGACCUCCGACCCUAUGUAUGUACUUAUGGAGGGUGUCGAAUACAGGAUGUCAUGUUUGCAAGUCGCCGUGAAUGGUUUGAGCAUGAGAUGACAACUCAUUACAUCGCUUAUGUUUGCAUUCCGCCAUGCCAUGAGGUCUUCGUCAGCUAUGUCGAAUUUUAUCGGCAUCUGAAAGACGCUCACAGCAGCAGCAUCAGUGAUCAGCAGGUGGAGCAUAUAGCUACCCUCAGAAAGACGUGCGACUUCCCCGACGGUGGCGUACUUUGCCCUUUAUGCCGAGAGCCUUGUCUCACCAUGAAGAAGCUGGAAAAACAUCUAGGCGGAGAUCUCGAACAGAUCGCCCUGUUCUCACUUCCACCGAUGGUUGGAAACGCUGAUAGUUUCGACGACGACGAUGACGACGAUGACGACAGCGAUGACGACUUGGAUGCCAUCUCAAACGCUUCCAGCGACGAGAUGGAGGUCAAGGACAAGAUGGAACUGUUCGACACAAAGGGGUUUGGUGGCGCAAGCGCUGGCACAACAACAUCAUCUCUUGAGAUCCAGCCGGAACAUGUGGCAUUGGGCAUUCCCUACUGCCGUCGCAGUGGAAAGCCCGAAGUUACCUGGAUGCUCAAGAACUUUGAACCGCGGAAGCCCUACUCGUGCACCUCGCUCUGCGGUCAACAAUUUAGCACCAAGGCGAGAUGGAAGGCGCAUGAGGAGCUAAAUGUCCCAAGGGCCUGGUGGCUUUGCAAGUUCUGCGCCGACAUAUUCCCUCGCAAAGAUCGUCUGCGAGACCACAAAAAGAAGCAGCAUGGCCAAUCAAAAAUCAAUGCCGAUGAGAUGCACACCGCAAAGCAGCGUGAACGAUUCUUGCGCCCGUGUUUUUUCGCCUGCGGCUACGCAGGUGACGACUUUGAUCAAUGGAUUGAUCAUGUCGAUAAGCACUUCGCUAUCGAUGUAAUGAAAGCCACCUACCAAGGCGAGGCAACUGAAGCCGUAGCAGGUAAUCUGAAGAACCCAUUGACCCUUCUAAACCGCUUGUUUGGCAUGUUCCCCCUUCUGUGGGAUUGGAACGCCUUGUUUGCACCGCCAGAGGUCAAGAAAAACUUAUCAUCAUCAUUUUCCUCCCUGGAGGUUCUGCCUCCUACUCGAAGCCCAUCUCCCCUGGCUGCUUUGCAGACGCACACGGAGAAGAAGCCUGUCAACAACGACGAUGUCGACUUCGAAGCUCUUGAGGCAGAUAGAGCUGCUGCUGAGGCCAAAGAAGCACGCGCUGCAGAAGUAUAUGUCAAGGCGAAGGCUGUAGAGAUGGCCGUAGAGAUAGAAGCUCUGCGGAGAAAGGAACGGGAAGAGUGGGAAGCUUGGGAAGCUAACCUGGCAAAUGCCGAGCGCGAAAGGGAUGCGGCCGAACUCGCUCGCGAGCAACGGAGAAAGGAACGGGAAGAGUGGGAAGCUAACCUGGCAAAUAUUGCGCGCAAAAGGGAUGUAGCUAAACUCGCUCAUGAGCAACAGAGAAUGGAACAGGAAUGGUGGGAAGCUAACCUGGCAAAUGCCAAGCGUGAAAGGGAUACAGCCAAACUUACUCAUGAGCAACAGAGAAAGGAACGGGAAGAGUGGGAAGCUAACCUGGCAAAUGCUGAGCGCGAAAGGGAUGGGGGCCCCUUCCCGUGA
Endocarpon pusillum Z07020 is the source of this 2628-nucleotide messenger RNA. RefSeq lists its product as uncharacterized. The record is from RefSeq and is a predicted model, not a curated record. The transcript is spliced from 3 exons. NCBI's taxonomy places the organism in Eukaryota, Fungi, Ascomycota, Eurotiomycetes, Verrucariales, Verrucariaceae. Bases 1 to 2628 code for a protein of 875 amino acids.